Oryza brachyantha (malo sina) is the source of this 2805-nucleotide messenger RNA. Its product is annotated as pentatricopeptide repeat-containing protein At4g39530-like. The record is from RefSeq and is a predicted model, not a curated record. The transcript has a single exon. Gene Ontology annotation, molecular function: protein binding; RNA binding. Gene Ontology annotation, biological process: RNA modification. NCBI's taxonomy places the organism in Eukaryota, Viridiplantae, Streptophyta, Magnoliopsida, Poales, Poaceae. The coding region runs from base 16 to 2391 and encodes 791 amino acids.
GCAGAGCAGCCUCCAAUGGCGCUUUCUCCUCCUCCUCCUCCUCCCUCCUCGUUCCCGCACUCUUCUCGCCUAUGCGCAGGCGUGUCCCACUCCCACGCCGUUCUACACAGAUCCUCGGAACCCGUCCCAGAUGCCGCGGCGCAGCUCUCGCUCAUGCGCGCCCACGCGCGCGCCGGGCGCAUGCAGCCCGCGCGACGGGCGUUCGACGCAAUGCCGCCGCGGGACAGGUCCCUUGUCGCCUGGACCGUGCUCAUGUCGGGGUACGCUACGCACGGGCCGGCCUCCGAGGCGCUGGAGCUGCUUCUCCGCAUGGUGGAGUGGCCGCUGAGGCCCGACGCGUUCGUCUUCUCGGUCGCGCUGCGCGCAUGCGCCGCCGUUGGGAGCCUCGGCGUGGGUAGGCAGGUCCAUGCUGCGGCGUCCAAGAUGGGGUGCGUCGGGGCAGACCUCUUUGUGGCCAAUGGCCUCGUAACGAUGUACGCGAGCUGCCGGUCGCUGGGUUGCGCCGAGAAGGUGUUCAAUGGUAUUGCCUCCCCGGAUUUGGUUUCCUGGACUUCUAUGCUCAGUGCCUACACUGAAAACGGCCGCGACAAUCAGGCACUAAUGCUGUUCAUGGAAAUGGUCCACGGUGGUGUUUCAUGUGAUGCAUACACUCUGUCUGUCGCACUCCGAGCUGCUUCCAGCUUGGCCUGUGUCAGUUUGGGAUAUCAGCUGCAUUGCUACAUGAUCAAGUCAAGUUUCGUUAACAGUGAGUUCUUGGAGAACUGCUUGAUCGAGUUCUAUGGUAGGAGCAGUGAGUUGCAGCUGAUGCAAAAAGUGUUUGGUGAGUUGAAAGUAAAAGACUUGGUUUCUUGGAAUACUGUCAUCCAAUGCUAUGCGGACAAUCUGUGUGACAUGGAGGCUUUGGUUCAUUUCCGAGAUCUGAUGUAUAAACACACAGAAUGCGACGAGUAUACAUUGGGCAGUAUUUUGCAUGUUAUCACUAGAAGUGGCUCUUUUGAUCAUGGCAGGGAAAUUCAUGGCUACCUCAUUAGGGCAGGUUUGGACUCGGAUGAGUAUGUCAUGAGUGCUCUCAUGGAUAUGUAUGUCAACUGGGCCACCCUACGUAAGAGCCGCUGUAUGUUACCUUUGAGAAUGCUGAGAUAUUAUCUAUCGGUCCAGGGAAGGCUGGACCAGUUCAUUGUGGCCAGCAGUUUGAAGUCCUGUGCUUCUGAUCUUGAUUUGGCUGCAGGAAGAAUGCUACAUGCCUUUGUACUAAAGUUUGAUAUGAUUUCAGAUUCUUUUGUGACCAAUUCAUUGGUUAAUAUGUAUGCUAAAUGUGGUUCUUUGGAGGAAGCACAUCUUCUGCUUUCGAGAACUAAAGAUCCUUGCACAGCUGCAUGGUCGACUAUAAUAUCAGGCAGCUGUUUGAACGGUCAGUUUGAAAGAGCGAUGAAUUUGUUUAGGACAAUGCAGUUGGAGCAUGUACAACCUAAUGAAUUCACAUACACUUCUGUACUUACAGCGUGUAUGGCUCUUGGGGAUGUUGUAAGUGGAAUGGAAAUCCAUAGCAACUCGAUCAGAAAUGGUUAUGGAACCAGUGAUCCUGUUUUGAGAAGCCUGAUUAGCUUUUACUUUAGAGGAGGACAUUUUCACAAGGCCCUUCACUUGUGUUUGUCGCUCUCAAAUAGUCAGAUUUCUUGGGGUACAUUGUUUCAAGAAUUUGCUGAACUUGGUGAUCAUCUUGGAAUACUUAAUCUUUUUCAUGCAAUCCAACGUUCUAGUGGAGUUCUUGACUACCAAACUGCAUGUCUUAUCUUGAGUUCCUGUGGGAAGAAUGCACAUCUUACUGAAGGGUUGCAAGCACAUGCUUACCUUCUGAAGCGUGGCCUUGUUUCUAGAGCCUGUAUGUGCAAUUACCUUAUAGACAUGUACUCUGGUUGUGGUAGCCUUAAACAUGCAUUUGAGGCCUUCAGAAAUACUUCAGUCAGGAAUUCAUCUUCUUGGACCUCAAUGAUCAUCGCUAGUGUAGAAAAUGGUUGUCCAGAGACAGCCAUUCGCCUGUUCGUGCAGAUGUUAAGGAAGGAGAAACCACCAACUUCCCUGGCAUUCUUAUCGGUGCUGAAGGCCUGUGCAGAAACCGGCCUGGUAAAUGAAGCAUUCCAGUUCUUUGUAUCUAUGACCGAGGUUUACAAAAUACAACCUUCAGUGGAGCAUUACUCCCACAUGAUUGAGGUUUUGGGCCGUGCUGGCAUGUUCAAGGAAGCAGAGCAUUUCAUUGAUAGCGUAGUCCCUUCAGAAUCUGGUGCUUCAGCCUGGAGUUUACUUUGUUCUGCUGCCAAACAGAAUGGAAAUGCCAAAACCAUGAGGCUUGCAGCAGACAGACUAGCAAAACUUAUGCCAAGUGGUUAUUGAGCAAAUGAUCUACCUGGAAAAUCCUCAUGCAUUAUUUUCCAAGUCAAAUAUAGCAUGAACAUUAUGAGGAUACUAACAACCAAAGUUUGUCCAAAGCAAGUUUGACUUAUCAGCUUGUAGGUGGCACAGAGACCGCAGAUUUCUCCAGCGGACUAAGAGAGUCACCACUUUCCACUUGUCUUGCUCCUUUGCCACUUUUGCUAGCCAUGGAUUUGGUCUGAAUAGGUCAGUGAUAUCAUUAUCAGUUCAUCGCAACAGAUUCAGCAGGGUCGGACAUGCUGUAUAGUAUAGUGACAGAAGUGAAUAUUAUAGCUGCAACUUGCUAUAUUUUGUGUAUGUACUAUACUCUAGACGGUGUACAUAAUUUCUACUGUCCUGUUUUACUUGGAGCAUAAUUCUUCCUAUAAAAAAUCU